Messenger RNA from Oldenlandia corymbosa var. corymbosa, 1376 nucleotides. The record is from the annotation of a GenBank genome assembly. Lineage: Eukaryota; Viridiplantae; Streptophyta; Magnoliopsida; Gentianales; Rubiaceae.
AAUGGGCUAAGAGUACCAAGCUGUCCAAUUGAAAUCUGGAUAAUGAUAUUGCAAGAUAAGGACCUUGGGUUUCCCUUCCCAUAUUUAUAGCCUUCCUUGCGUUUGCAUUUUCAUACUCAACUCACUAAAACAUCAUUUAACAGCUUCUUUUUUAUUCCUUCCUUUCAGUUUACUAACAGUUUCUCUCAUCAAUGGCUGCUUCAACAAUGGCUCUUUCCUCCCCAUCCUUCGCCGGACAGGCAGUAAAACUGUCCCCAAACGCCCCUGAGCUCAUGGGAAAUGGAAGAAUUUCCAUGAGGAAAACCGCCAAGCAGCCCGUCUCAUCCGGCAGCCCAUGGUACGGCCCAGACCGUGUUAAGUACUUGGGCCCAUUCUCCGGUGAGCCCCCAAGCUACCUCACCGGUGAAUUCCCCGGUGACUACGGCUGGGACACCGCUGGGCUCUCAGCUGAUCCCGAGACCUUCGCCAAGAACCGUGAGCUCGAGGUGAUCCACUCCAGAUGGGCCAUGCUUGGUGCUCUUGGAUGCGUCUUCCCUGAGCUGUUGGCCAAGAACGGUGUUAAGUUCGGUGAGGCCGUUUGGUUCAAGGCCGGAUCCCAAAUCUUCAGUGAAGGUGGGCUUGACUACUUGGGCAACCCAAGCUUGAUCCACGCACAGAGCAUCUUGGCCAUCUGGGCUACCCAGGUUAUCUUGAUGGGCGCCGUUGAAGGUUACCGUAUUGCCGGUGGGCCGCUCGGUGAGGUUACUGACCCAAUCUACCCUGGUGGUAGCUUUGACCCAUUGGGUCUCGCUGAUGACCCAGAAGCUUUCGCUGAGCUCAAGGUUAAGGAACUCAAGAACGGCAGGUUAGCCAUGUUCUCAAUGUUCGGAUUCUUCGUUCAGGCUAUUGUCACCGGAAAAGGUCCCUUGGAAAACCUUUCCGACCACCUUGCCGACCCCGUCAACAACAACGCAUGGGCAUACGCCACCAACUUUGUUCCCGGCAAAUGAGGGGAUUUAGUUGAGAUUUGAACUUUGGAUUUGUACUCCUUGUGUGAAUACUUGGAACCACUUUAAUUUACAGGAUGUUGUUUUGUUUGGCUAUAGUGUGGUGGUUCCUCAUAUGUUUUUGUGUUGGUGUAAAUUGGUCAAGAGCUAAUGCAUAACAUGUGAGUUGUGACUUGUUUUAAAAUGUGGAGCUCAUUAAUUUACUAAGCAUAAAAUUCACUAUUUGUUCUAACUAUUGGUUACAGUAAUUUAUAUCUUGUUUUAGAAUUUGUGUUACACGCAUACAUAAAGAGAGUAAGUUUCUCCAUAAUAAAAACCUAUGCGCAUUGUGACAACAUAAUUUUUUUUCCCCAGAAUUAAGAAGAGUUUUUUUUUUUUUUUAAAAAAAAA